AUGACAGAGAUUCUCAACAUCGGGGACAAGCCGAUCUUUGAUGAUCGCACCGUCAAGAUCGAGACUCACACGUACAAUCCGUAUGCCAACAUAACGUUUGGAUACAGCGAUGAGAUACGAAUACCCAUACAGCAACAGGAUCUGUACACGUUACCAUGCGAGAGUUUUCUCUACGUCGAGGGUAAAUUAACGAUAAAGAAACCCGCAGCGAAUAAGCAUGUGGUAUUGGAGAACAAUUGCGUAGCAUAUAUUGGUUACUCGAAAGGGAGGGGAAAUAAUACUCUGUACAAAUACUGGGGAACCCAUAGGCUGUUGUGUUCCGUCGUAUAG
This is a messenger RNA of Ooceraea biroi (clonal raider ant), 330 nucleotides long. RefSeq lists its product as uncharacterized. The record is from RefSeq and is a predicted model, not a curated record. NCBI's taxonomy places the organism in Eukaryota, Metazoa, Arthropoda, Insecta, Hymenoptera, Formicidae.